This is a messenger RNA of Camellia sinensis, 1294 nucleotides long. RefSeq lists its product as uncharacterized. NCBI's taxonomy places the organism in Eukaryota, Viridiplantae, Streptophyta, Magnoliopsida, Ericales, Theaceae. The record is from RefSeq and is a predicted model, not a curated record.
ACACAUAUCACAUUCAUGAGAGAGAGAGAGAAGGGGGUGAGAAAGAGGAAAAAGGGAUUAAACUAUUAGGGCAAAAGGCAGUUGGGACUUGGAAGAGAGUUUGUGUAAAAAGCAGAAGAGCAGAGUGAUAAUACUAGUAAGUGAGAUGACAGCAACAUCCUCUUUGAGGCUGCUGUGGUUGCCUCUUCCCUUUGCUUCCUGCCUUUCAGAUUCCUCCAAUCUUUUCCACACUGCUAACCCUAGUCCCUUCUCCAACAAAUCUUCUUUCCCUUCUUCUUCUUCUGCUACAUCCUCAUCCUCAUCAUCAUCUUACUCUCACAGACGAUGGGUUGGUCGAAGUAGAUUCUUCCACAGCCUAUCCAAUCUCUCUUCAACAAGACAGACGUGGCUUUCUGGAUGUUCCAAACGAGAUCAAAACAUUGGUAGUGGGAGGAAUGAAGAUGAAAUUGCCUUGCAGAUGUUUGGUUCUGAUGAGGAAGUCACCACUCAGAUUCCAACCCAAGCACAAUCUGUUGUAAAAGGAUCAGGGGAAGUUCUGGUAUCAGAAUAUAAACCUGUCCCUGAUGUAGAUUAUCUGCAGGAGUUACUAGCAAUUCAACAACAAGGGCCAAGAGCUAUUGGUUUUUUUGGGACACGGAAUAUGGGAUUUAUGCAUCAAGAACUUAUCGAGAUUCUUAGCUAUGCGAUGGUUAUAACGAAAAAUCACAUUUUUACAUCUGGUGCAUCGGGGACUAAUGCAGCUGUUAUUAGAGGUGCUUUAAGAGCAGAGAAACCAGAGCUACUUACUGUGAUAUUGCCUCAAAGUUUGAAAAAGCAACCUCCUGAGAGCCAGGAAUUGCUUUCGAAAGUGAAGAAUGUAAUAGAGAAGCCUCAUAACGAUCAUCUACCUUUGAUAGAAGCCAGCAGGCUAUGUAAUAUGGACAUCAUUUCACAUGUUCAGCAAGUCAUUUGCUUCGCAUUCCAUGAUAGCAAAUUGCUUAUGGAUACAUGUCAAGAAGCUAAGAAUCUCAGAAAGAUUGUAACGCUUUUCUAUCUGGACUGAUGAGGAGCACUGACUUCGUCCAUUUGUCUAUAUCCAUUGUUUGGGUAGAGCUUUUCUAUUUUUUUUUUUUUGGCAAAUUAGAUGGAACAAAAACAUGUAUUCAUGAUCAUUCUAUGCAGAUUGAAAUAUUGACUAUAGAAGUUCAAUUGGAGGUGUUCAUCCAAGGAAUGAGAGGGGAAGACUUUUAUUUUUUAUUUUAUUUUUGUUGAUACAGGUUCAAUUUUAAUAAAAAUGAUUAGUCAAUAGAAGAAA